Molecule: messenger RNA, 3052 nt
Organism: Laccaria bicolor S238N-H82
Lineage: Eukaryota; Fungi; Basidiomycota; Agaricomycetes; Agaricales; Hydnangiaceae
Product: plasma membrane H+-transporting ATPase
Exons: 7
Coding region: 1-2979 (992 amino acids)
Biological process (GO): proton export across plasma membrane; regulation of intracellular pH
Cellular component (GO): plasma membrane
Molecular function (GO): ATP binding; P-type proton-exporting transporter activity; ATP hydrolysis activity
Source: RefSeq, a predicted model, not a curated record
AUGAGCGCCGUCGCAAACGAUCCUCAGGGUGAUGCUACCGACGCCCCCAUCCAGGAGCCAGAGAGAAAAAAGAGGCAGUAUAAGGAUUUUGGCCAUGACGACGAGAAAGCAACUCACGUCAAGGUCGAUAUGUCCACGAUCGAACUAAAGGCAGAGGAUUUGUACGACAAGGAAAAAGUUGACUUGGAAACUAUCGUUAUCGACGAUGUCUUCAAGCUCUUGCAGUGCACUGCGGAGGGGUUGAACCAUGAGGAGGCUCAACGACGACUCGAGCUAUUUGGCCCCAACAAACUGGAAUCUGAGGAACAGAAUCCAUUCCUUCAGUUCUUGAGUUUUAUGUGGAACCCCCUGUCAUGGGUGAUGGAAGCCGCCGCGCUCGUCGCUAUCGUACUUUCAAACGGUCAGGCCAAACCCCCUGACUGGCCUGAUUUUGUCGGUAUUGUUCUCUUCCUAUCCAUCAACUCUGCCAUUGGUUUCUACGAAGAACGUAACGCUGGAAAUGCCGUCAAGGCUCUUAUGGACUCCUUGGCACCUAAAGCCAAGGUUAGACGCGACGGCCAAUGGUCAGAAAUCGAAUCGUCCAUUCUCGUCCCUGGGGAUAUGGUGUCAUUCAAAAUCGGUGAUAUCGUCCCAGCCGAUUGUCGUCUGACGGAGGCCAUCAAUGUUUCUAUUGAUCAGGCCGCUUUGACGGGUGAGUCACUGCCUCAGUCCAAGAAAACGGGCGACCAGUGCUUUUCGGGAUCCACGUGCAAGCAGGGUGAAGCUGAGGGAGUGGUUAUCUCCACUGGCCCCAACACCUUCUUUGGUCGUGCUGCCUCGCUCGUAGGCCAGGAUGAUGACACCACUGGUCACUUGCAGAAGAUUUUGGCUCAAAUUGGAUCUUUCUGUCUUGUCACCAUUGGUGUCUUCGUCAUUGCGGAAAUCAUUGUCUUGUACGCUGGCUUCAGGUACAGGUACCGCGAUGGUCUCGACAACAUCCUCGUUCUUCUCAUCGGUGGUAUCCCCAUUGCCAUGCCCACCGUCCUCUCAGUCACCCUCGCCGUCGGUGCUCAGCAAUUAGCCAAGUACAAGGCCAUUGUUACACGCAUCACCGCCAUUGAAGAGUUGGCCGGUGUUACUAUCCUGUGCUCUGAUAAGACCGGAACUUUGACCACCAACAAGCUCACCAUCGACCGCAACACUAUACAGACAUACGGCCCCUUCUCUGCGGAGGAUGUUAUACUCCUUUCCGCUUACGCCUCGCGUGUGGAGAAUCAGGACGCCAUUGACACAUCCGUCGUUCAAGCGCUCGGAGAUACAGCCCGUGCUCGUGCCGGAAUCAAACUGCUCGACUUCAAGCCGUUCAACCCCGUCGACAAGCGUACCGAGAUCACAUACCGUGAAGAGUCGACAGGCAAACUUAAGCGUGUCACCAAGGGUAUGACGGCCAUCAUCAUCGAACUUUGCACGCGCAACAAGACCGAGGAGCUGGAGGAGAGGUUGGAGAAGGACGUAGAAGACUUUGCUAUCCGCGGUCUCCGUGCCCUGGCCGUCGCUUACGAGGAAUUGGACGGUGAUGAUCAUGAGGCUGAGGGUAACGGGUUUGAGCUGAUUGGUCUCCUGGCUAUCUUUGAUCCUCCCCGUGGUGAUACUAAGCAAACCAUUGAUGAUGCACUGGCUCUUGGUGUUCGCGUCAAAAUGGUCACUGGUGAUCAACUUGCUAUCGCCAAAGAAACCGGCCGCCGUCUUGGGUUGGGAGACCACAUGUACCCUGCGAAGGUGUUGAAGGACGGCCCAGCCCCCGGAAGCAAGUUCAACAACCUUGAUGAGAUGAUUGUGGAUGCUGAUGGGUUCGCUGGUGUGUUCCCUGAGCACAAGUACGAAAUUGUCAAGCGGUUACAAGGGCUUGGGCAUUUGUGCGCGAUGACGGGUGAUGGUGCCAACGACGCCCCUGCUCUGUCUCGUGCCAAUGUCGGUAUCGCUGUGGAAGGUGCAACGGACGCUGCUCGUGGUGCUGCUGAUAUCGUGCUCACUGAACCGGGUCUUUCCACCAUCGUCCACGCCAUCCGCCAAUCCCGUAUUAUCUUCCAACGUAUGAGGAACUACUCGAUCUACGCGUGCGCCGUCACCAUCCGUAUCGUUGUGUGUUUCGCCAUCCUGUCAUUUGUGUACAAGUUCAACUUCCCGCCGUUUAUGAUUCUGAUCAUUGCACUCCUCAAUGAUGGGACUAUCAUGACACUUUCGGUUGAUCGUGUGCUUCCUUCUCUGACGCCGGAUAGUUGGGAUUUGGUUGAGAUUUUCUCGUACGCUUUUGCUUAUGGUAUUUACCUCACUGCGUCCACCAUUGCCCUCGUCUGCAUCAUCAUCGAGACCAACUUCUUCCAAGACAAGUUCGGCGUCUCCCUCGACACCGCACCUCCUAUCUCGCACAACGACCCCAAGCUGCACAUGAUUGUCUACCUUCAAGUUGCUAUCAUCUCACAAGCCCUCAUCUUCGUCACCCGUUCGCACGGUUUCUUCUUCAUGGAGCGGCCCUCUACAGCACUCAAGGGCGCGUUCUGCUUUGCCCAAUUCAUCUCGUCCAUCAUUGCUGCGUACGGUGACAUGGGCUUCACUAAGAUCAAGGCUAUCUCUGGUGGUUGGAUCGGCAUUGUUUGGAUCUGGAACAUCAUCUGGUUCAUCCCUCUGGACUGGGUUAAAUUUGGAAUGAAAGCCACUGUUAUCAAGGCUAUCCGCAAGCGUCGUGAGCGCAUUGCCCAAGAAGUGGCUGCCACCGGCGUCCCACUCACCCGCACCCAAUCGCGCGCCGCGUCCAUCCACGAAUCGCUCUACUCGAAUCGUGUGUCGUUCAUCAAGCGUGCGGCACGUAAAGUGGGCUUUGGCGGAAAGAUCUCGGCGAAGCCUGAGGAGCUGCACCGAUUCAGCUCUAUUCAAGCCCAGAGAGUUGGCCAGACGCUCGCGAGGAAUCCGAGUAGGAUUGGUGGGACGGCCCCUGUAUAGUUUUCCUUCUUUUGACGAGCAUAAUAAUCCCUAUAGACGGAAGAAUCGAAUCCAAUUGCUUAUAAACCAUGGG